Molecule: messenger RNA, 1093 nt
Organism: Daucus carota subsp. sativus
Lineage: Eukaryota; Viridiplantae; Streptophyta; Magnoliopsida; Apiales; Apiaceae
Product: universal stress protein PHOS34
Exons: 4
Coding region: 338-841 (167 amino acids)
Source: RefSeq, a predicted model, not a curated record
AUAACUUUCUAGUCUCUUCAAGAAGCAAGGGGGCUCUAGAAAGAAUAUCUCCUUUUCAUUUGCUGGUAAAUGAAUAUCUGUAUAAAUCCUCUAGAUCUUAUCUCAUAAAUCAAAUAUUAAAUGCUUAAAUAUUACAAUUAGAUGUUAAAUAUUACAACUUCCUAUAUAAAACAUUUUACUUAGAGUUGAAAUAUCAAUAACAAUUAAAAAUUGCAAUUGUACUUUCGUUUUAAAAGUCAUCUAGUGUUCAAGUGUCUGUAUAUAUAACAGACAGAGGACAUCUAGCUUUGUAUAAGCAACUAAACAUUAUUUCUUUGAGAGGCAAAAAAAAAAAAAGAUGGCAAAUGUGGGGUGCCGACGAGUGGGAAUAGCGAUGGAUUACUCAGCAACAAGUAAAACAGCUCUUCGUUGGGCUGUGAAUAAUCUUCUUGGGGUCGGAGAUGAGAUCAUUAUCAUUCAUGUGGUGUCUCCAAAAAUUGAUCAUUCCUCUAAUAAGCAGCUGUUUGAAGACACUGGAUCACCUUUGGUGCCGCUGGAGGAGUUGAAGGAGCCGAACGUGCUAAAGAAAUAUGGACUCACUCAUGAUCCUGAGGUUCUUGAUAUCCUUGAUACUGUUUCCAGGACCAAAGGAGCAAAGGUGUUGGCAAAGAUAUACUGGGGGGAUCCGAGGGACAAGCUAUGUGAAGCUGUGGAACAUCUCAAGCUUGGUUCUCUUGUCAUCGGAAGCAGAGGUUUGGGUGCCCUCAAGAGGGUGUUGCUUGGAAGUGUAAGCAACUAUGUGGUUCAAAAUGCAACAUGCCCAGUGACAGUUGUGAAAGGCGCACCAGUGUCCAAGCACUGAUUCUCUGUAGCCGGAUUAGUAAAGCCUGUUAAAUUCAACAUUUCAUGAGUGUCUGUAUUUUCGUGCUUUGCAUUGUUGCUCAGGAUUUGUUUUGGUUUCGUACCAGUACCCUGAGUUGUCAACUUCUUCUGUGCUAAAUUUAUGAUGAACUCAGCUCUCAGCUAUUCUGAGUCUGUGACUCCAUGGCUCAUCAAUUUGAAAUCUUUUGGAUUGCAAUUUGCAGGCAUACAGUGAUUUUCAUUUUAUUACUAA